This is a messenger RNA of Durusdinium trenchii, 1647 nucleotides long. NCBI's taxonomy places the organism in Eukaryota, Dinophyceae, Suessiales, Symbiodiniaceae. The record is from the annotation of a GenBank genome assembly.
AUGCCACGCCGACGUGACCGAGAAGCCACGCCAUCGGACUACUAUUACGAGGACGAUUACUAUAGCUAUUACUCCGAGUCCCGUUCACCGACGCCCCGUCCGCGCCGCGGGCGGCGUGGGGGCGAGCGGAAGGGUCGCCGGGAGCGUGGGGGCACCCGUCAUCGCCGCAGAAGCCGAUCUCGACGGGGCGGUGGAGGCAAAGGCCGCCGCGAACGAGGAAGGAGCCGCGAGCGGCGACCGAUGGGAGGAGGAGGACCAGGAGGAAAGGGUGGUGGAAGGCCCGGAUUUGGUGGUGGCGGUGGCGGACGAGAAGCAAAGCGCACACCAAGCCGUGACGGAGAUCCAUCAAACGUCUACGUGUGGAACCAGCUCGUGAAACGUGAGAAAGCCCGCAUUGAGCGGAACUUCAACGAAGCGGACCGACUCCGCGACGGGCUCCGGGAGCUCGGAAUCGAGAUCUAUGACCGUGAACGCCGGUGGGAGGCGAAGGAUGGACGUGUGGGGCAAAGGCCAAACCAUGACGACAAAGAGAAGGACGCGCUGGUCGCCAAAGUCGACAUUUGGGGCGAACGGGCGUCAGAUCUGCUGGAGGGCGAUGCUGCGAAGACCGAGGUGAACGGCCGGUCAGGGCUGCUGCACGCAGCCGCCCGCGAGAACGCCCGCGGGGCCCGCGUUCUCGAGGAAGCUGAGAGCUGUCUCUCCGAAGCAGACCGGGAGGCAGCAGUGCCUAAGAUGCCAGAGACCAAGACCUCUGCUGCCUCCUUUGCCAGCAUGGAGGCCUUGGGCGUGCCACUUCCGCCAACGCAAGGUUGGAAGCCCGAGUCGUCUGCGACCAAGGGUCAGUCGAUGUGGCUGAUGCAUCAGAGCAAAUCAGAGUGGAUCUACAAUAUGACAGAAGACAAGUACUUCCACCUUCCGUCCAAGACCUUGUGGGAAAAGCGGCCUUUGAAGUCGCAGGAUCCAAGGCUCCCGGCCUUCACAUACGUGCGGACCGAUGCCUUCCAUUUGCAGGCGCUCCGCCACUUCGCGGCGUCGCUGGACAGCGGCGCGGUGCCUUUGGCCUGGCAGUCUUGGGUGCUCUACGUGAAGAAGAAGCGAGCGGUCCAGAUCGCCCCUACUCCACCAGUGGUAGAGGAGGUCCCUGUCGAUGCAGGAACACCGACCACAGCCGCAGCCGGUGCGGUCGCUUCUUCUUCGCCAGAGGUCGAGGCACCGGCGGAGGUGGAGACGAGUCCAGGCCUUGUGGAAGCACCGACAGAGCUGAAGAGCCAAGUGAACGAGCCGUCUCCCCCGGCUCCUCCGGAGCCCGAGCCGGCUCCGCAGGCUCCGCAGGCUCCGCAGACCACAGCGAAGACGCCGAAGCCGAAGCCGCGAGGAGGUUGCUGCCUUUGUUUGCGUUCCAGCUCACAUUUGUCCCGUGUGGACUCUGAUGCUGACUCUGACGAGGAGGCCAGCCCCUUCUUGCCCAAGCCGAAGAGCGAGCCUGCGCCGGUUCAAGCGUCAGACCGGACAGCCUCCACUGCCACCCCCCAGGCGUCCUGGUGCAGUCGGCUUCGUUCAUCCACACACGUUAAAACUCUGGAGAGUGAGAAGGUCCCGUUUCAAAAGGAGCACCAGACAUUGAUUGCAACUUUGGGUUUCAUUUGA